AUAUUGUCUUUGUUUUCCUUAUUUGUCUUGGGUCAGUGUUCCCUGAAGCUUUGCCAAAGCAAAGAGGUGUUGUCAAUAAGUCUGAAUUACUUAUUUCCUGGAUUUCUGACAGAAAUAGUUGGUGCUAGCACAGAGUCUUCUGCACUCCAGUGUAUUGCAUGGGCUAUGCAUGCUUCAGGUCUGCUUGUUGCUUUUGUUUCUCUCACCUAUAAACUAGCUGUUCUGCUCCCACUUCGGUUCCUGUGCUGGUUUCUGGUUUUAGACUGCCUAUGUACAUAAAGAAGGCAGAAGCUGACCAGUGAAAUUAAUUCAAAAGUUGAAUAUAUACUUUUUUUUUUUUACUAUUUUUCUCAUUUAUGUGUUGGUAAAGUAUUAUGUGACCUUCUGUCUCUCUUGUUUUCUCAUUUUCCUGUUCCCCAACCACUUGGUAUUAGAGUGCUGUAUUAUAAUGAAGACAAGAAAUGAUACUGCAACUGUACAAGGGUGAGAGAGGGAGAAGGUCAGUCAGUAUCCUUGCUCUUGCCUAACACAUAUUUGGUUUCCUAUGUGCCAAUUCAGAUAAGUCUACUUAUUUCAAACUGCCUCUAAAUAAAAAUAUAACUUUAAAACUUACUUCAAACACAAUUGAAAAGCCACAGGCACAGCAGCCUGUCCUUGGAGAGAUGCUGCCAUAUAGGUCACCAUAUCAGUAAUUUGUCUCAUUUUUCCUUGUUCUGGAAGGCAUGUGGGGCAACAUCUGCUCUAGCUCAAAAAGAACUUGCUUUGACUGGAAUUUAACAUAGGCAUUGCACCUCUGCUCCUAUGCAUUCGGGAGCUUCCCUUGCUGCUGCAUUCUUUCCAUUCUCUAUGAAUGACGACUUCUAGAGCAACCAGGGUGACUGUAUACAACAUGCCUACUGAAAAAAGGCUCUUUUCUGAAAGCAGAAUUCCCUUCUGUUGCCUUCAUCCCAUUGAAAGUAAUGAGCAAUUGACACAGAGUUUUUUUGGUUUUUUUGGUUUUGUUUUUUUUUUUUUUUGUAGAUUACUGUCAAGUUUGUUUACUACAGGAGGCAGAGCUUUCAAUGUGCGUUUCAAAACACAAUAUAGUAGUACUCAAAUCCACUGAUCAGCAGAGGAGAGCAUGCAUGGCCCUUGUAUGAACAGCAACAUUGCAGCUUUGUGUCAUACUCAAUGACAUUGCAGAGCCAUAAAUCUUCAUUUUCCUCUACAGCUUCAGAAGUGUAAGCUAGAAUACAACUGAAAUCUCUCUUUGAAAAGGAAACAUUCACCAGUGCAUAGUCACAGCAUUGACUCUUACAGCAGCUCUCCAGCAUCCUACCUUUGAGAUGCAGAAAAUGUGAACUAUCCCAUCUCACACCUGAAAGUGAUAGAGAUUUUGGCAGCAUGAUUACAAUGAGCUCCUUUAGGUAUCAGCCUGGUAAAAGUUGUGUUCUUCAGGGCAUAUAAGCACAGAUAUUAAAAACUUGUAUAGGUUGAAGACUGCAAAAAGGGAGAAAUUAUUAGUGUGUCUUAAUUUUAGAAAUUGUGAUUAUACCAAAUACAAUUUUUAUAUGUAGGUUCAUGGCAGAGGAAAGUAGUUCUCCCAGCAUGAAGCUAAAUGUACCCAUAUUGCCAGGGAAUCCUGUUGCUGCCAAAAGUAUCUUAAGUUCAUAACAAGACUGGAAAAGUGAAUAGAAAAAUAUCUAGGUGCUAUAAAAUGCAAAGACAAGCUUGACCUGAUUUUAGACAGCUUCUGUGUCUACUCACAGACAUCACUCUCCACUCUUGUCACAGCCAACAGAAAGAAACAGGAGUUUCGAGGGCAUCAUUCACUAGCUGAUUUUUAACAUCUGCGUUCAGAAAGGUGAAUCGUGUACUCCAGAUCCCUGGCUUCAGGGAGGAAAUGUUUUUCUUGUUCUCUUCCCUAGGCAUCUCCUCUAGAUGAUGGCAGAAGACAGGGCAUGGGGUUAGUCAAGCCUUACAUCUGAUCAGGUUUCACUGCCCUAGGUAUGCCUGGUUCUCUUAUCAGUUGUCAAAAACAUGCUCUCGGAUAGGGAGGGAUCUCCAGUAUAAGCACUGUGGAGUUAAACUCUAGUCUAUACCAUUUGCGUUAUUCCUCAGUCUACUUCUGUUGCUGCUGCACUGGGUCAGGUGUGAUCUGUUUAUUCAUGCUUGGGAGCACAGUACAUAUUGCUUACUUCUUCAUGGUGUAAGAAAUACAAAGUGUUAUUGCAUGGGCAGUUCACAGAGAUCAUUAGUCUCUGAGUCCACAGAGAGAGGGUAGAAAAUAGAAAUGUGUCAUUCCCUGGACAUACUGAAACAGGCCUUUGUCUUUCCUGUGCUGAGGACCCCAGAGCUGCAUGCAAUAUUCCAUGUGGGGUCUCCCCAGAACAGAGUAGAGGGGAAGAAUCUCAUCCUUCAUCCUGCAGUCCAUGCUGUUGGUGACACACAGCCCAGGACAUGACUGUUUUUUGGGCUAUCAGCACACAUGGCUGGCUCGUGUGAAGCUUCUUGUCCACCAACACCCCCAAGUCCUUCUUCUUAGAACUGAUAUCAAUCCAUUUUCCACAUGGCCUAUAUUUGUGCUUGGGAUUAUACCAACCCCAUACGCUUCUGCUUUGCAUCAUAAAGCUUUUGAGUCAGACAUAUGGGGGAGCAGGUUGUUUGUUUUCAGUAGCCAGAGGGUUCCUCCUUCGAGUGUUGCAAUGUGCAGGUCUCAGGAAAUACAGUGUGCCAGACCAGUUUCUCCUCCCAAAUCUCAAAUCCAAGGAAGAGCACAUUCUCCUCCUCUCUGCAACUGCUCAUACUACUGAGGAUGCCUUGUGGAAAACUCAGACAAAUAACUGGGACAUGGUUAUUUGAAAAAUCUGCUCAACCCUUUGACAAGAUGACUGCACAGUAGUAUUCAGUGCUGUCAUAAAGCCUACAUAUUGAUGCCAAGGGUUCAGUAUAUCUUGGGCAAACUACAUACAGCUGGAACAGGAGUUUUCAUACAUCUCCGUUCAUGCAACUGUUAGCCAGGGAGGAAUAAUCCUUCAGGAAGAGCCACUCAAGUGGUGUGGCCUCUGCAAAUGUUUUCUAACACUUAAUGACAGACAGGUAAAUCAUGUGUGUCAUUGCAGGGCCUGGGAACACAUAGCAGAAGUCCAGAUUGCACUGAACAUUGUGUGGUCCUCCACAGGGCCCUACCUGGACCACUGCCAACUUCUCACCUUGUUUCCCAGCCCAGGGUUACCAGGGCUUGACCAUCUGUGUUUGCUAUGCAACAAGUGAAAAGGAACAUGACCUGCCCCAUUCAGAUUGGCCCUCCUGCUGAAAGCACCAGCCUUGCCCAGAUUUUUUCUUUUGCUGUCUCCUAUACUCCACUUGUCCUGAGAGCAACAGUGAGGUCCUUGGGAACACAAAGAGGACGCCAUUAAGAGGUCUAUAUGUCUCCAGACUGUGUGACAGAAUCUAUGAAAUCUGGAAUAGGAAUGACCCAAAGCAACUGUCUCUGUGUUUAAGUAUUUCUCUUGAGCCCAGUACUGCCCUGUUUCACUACUUUACCUGGCACAGUCCCAUUGCAGUUCCAGCACCCUUGUGAAUCAUUAACAGACCAAGUCCAGCUGCUCCUUUCAUAGCUUGUCCUUUCACACAGUUUUCUUUCCCAGCCCCAAAAUGUUUAAUUCAAGCAAGGUACAGAGAGAGAAGAGUAAAAAAGAUUUUAUGUGAAUCUGCAUCUGCUGACAAUAUGACAAGCAGCCAGAGCAAUAGUAGGAAAGUAGCACUCAUGGUGGGCAAGCUGGUCCUCUUUACAACUUGUUUGUCCUUUGCUCUGACGUUCUACAGACAUCCCUGUUCCCGCUCUUACAGGCAGCAGACUUUUUUGGAGCUUGUAAUAGGAGUUAAAAGUAUCUGUCUCCUUCAUUAAUUUUCUGGCCCCGUUCCUUUACUAUCAGCACCUGGUCAUACACACCCCUGUAAGGAACUGCCAUUUCUGUACCUUUUGCUUCGUGCAGGGUGGAGUUUUCUAGUUUAAGGCUGGUCAAAGUAGGCGGGCAGUCAUAGAGCUGGGAUGUACACGAAGAAGACAGGAAGGGACAGGCACAGGUGUAGGUAGGAGCUACUUCCAGGUGUGUAUGAGACUCCAGCAUGAAGGCAGAACGCCUGUACAUGAAUGCACAGCUGUUCGUGUGACUGCCUGAAGGUGCGUGUACCACAGCAGCGAACGUGUGAGAAGGCAACUUUGCUUGAAUCAGGUCUUGUGGUGCUUCACAAGGACUUGUUAAGGUCCCUUGCAAUCAUGGUGAAGUCUAGAAGAGUGCAGGUGCUCCUGAUUCUGGUAGUUCUGUCCUUCCUUCUUAUCCACUUCCUACCCUGCAGCAACAACGCCCAUACGGAAGAAAAACCUCCUCCUGUUCACAUCCUCAUUCUCUCCUCCUGGCGGUCAGGAUCCUCCUUCACUGGACAAAUCUUCAGCCAGCACCCCAGUGUCUUCUACCUGAUGGAGCCUGCAUGGCAUGUUUGGGUUAAGAUGUAUCAGAACAGUGCCAAAGUCCUACACAUGGCAGUGCGGGACUUAGUCAGGUCAGUCUUUCUGUGUGACAUGUCUGUGUUUGAUGCUUACAUGUCUAGCCAGAAGAAAAAGUCUGAUUUAUUUCAGUGGGAGACAAGCCGAGCCUUGUGUUCCCCACCUGCCUGUGACUCAUUCAGUCGCAGUGACAUAAUCACUGCAGGCAAUUGCAAAACCAUCUGUGGCAAGUAUCCAUUCAGCAAGGUGGAGGAAGCUUGUAAAACCUAUAGCCAUGUUGCCAUCAAGGAAGUUAGGUUCUUUGACCUGAAAGUUCUCUAUCCGCUUCUCACUGAUCCAUCCCUGAACCUCAAAAUCAUUCACUUGGUACGUGAUCCUCGGGCUGUGUUCAGGUCCCGAGAGAAUACAAUGGCAGACCUGAAACGCGACAGUAACAUUGUUGUGGGGUCUCAGAAGACAAAGGGAGAAAUGGGGCCCUACAACACAAUGCAGGUCAUCUGCAAAAGCCACGUUGAGAUAUACAAGGCAGGAAGUCAGGCCGCUCCAAGCUUCCUGAAAGACCGGUAUCUGCUGGUUCGCUAUGAAGACAUUGUCAGAGACCCACUAGCAAGGGCUGCUCAGAUGUACAGGUUUGCAGAACUCCAUUUCACACCAGCGCUUCAGAAGUGGGUCCACAACAUCACCCAUGGAAAGGGUCAUGGAGCACAGGCCUUUGAUAUUGGGUCGAGAGACGCACUGAGAGUAUCACAGGCAUGGAGAAAGACACUUCCCUUCCAGAAAAUAGAAAAAGUGCAAAAUGUAUGCAAAGAGGCAAUGGAUUUGCUGGGCUACCGGCUUGUUCAGUCUGAAGAAGAGCAGAAAAAUAUGUCUCUGGAUCUUCUGUUUGCCCAGAACUCUUCUGAGUGUCAAAUUUUGAAGGCAGAAAAGCUGGUCUCUGCACCUACUCUCUGAAGGCUGCAGAGUGCUGAACUACUCACUAGAGCCAAAGAGGACAGAGGUGCAGGCAUAUAAGUGUAGGAGUGUGCACGGAUGCAAGAACAAGUGCUACAAGAACCCUGACUACAUUCAGGAGAGCUAUCAGCAGCACAGGGUCACCCUCUAAGACCCCUGGGGUACAGCCACAAUGGAGGCUAAGGUAAUGCAAGUUUGUUUUCCAAAUUAAUUAUGUUUAGGUUGGAGCAUACAGAAUGCCAAAGGAGUAGAACCAGAUAGCAGAAGCUCAAACCCCCUACAGUCCACAGCUGAAAACGAGGGAAACCACAUGGAGCAAUUGCACCGCAAAGGAAGAGGAAAUAUAACAGGAAGCUGAACAAAGAAAACAUUGCUUGACAUGCUGCCACGCAGGAUAUGUAGUGCCAGAAAAGAUGCAAGGAUGACUAGACAUUUGGUUUCAGGAAAGAUGUUGGACUUUGGUUUGGUUUUGUUUUGGGUUUUUUUAUUUUGUGGGUUUUUGUGUUUUGGUUGGUUUUGGGGUUUUUUGUAUUUUUUAAUGGUUGCGUUUUCAAGGCCAAUUUUUCUUUUGUUCCAUUUGUGUGACCAAGCAUCCAGCCUCGGUGGCAAAGGUGGGGAAAUGUUCGUGUUCACUUACUGUAUAGUGGAAAAAUGGAAUAAACCAGCUAUUGCUGAAAAUAAAACUCCUGGGUUUUCAUCUGGAAA
Messenger RNA from Taeniopygia guttata (zebra finch), 6145 nucleotides. RefSeq names its product carbohydrate sulfotransferase 4 (gene CHST4). Gene Ontology annotation, molecular function: N-acetylglucosamine 6-O-sulfotransferase activity. The record is from RefSeq and is a predicted model, not a curated record. Gene Ontology annotation, cellular component: Golgi membrane. NCBI's taxonomy places the organism in Eukaryota, Metazoa, Chordata, Aves, Passeriformes, Estrildidae. Gene Ontology annotation, biological process: carbohydrate metabolic process; sulfur compound metabolic process; N-acetylglucosamine metabolic process.